AUGGUGAAAACAUUGUUCGGGAUUUCUGUCGUUCGUCUGCUCGCUCUGAGCAGCAGCCUCCUUGCGCUUAUCUCCUGGGCCUCGUCGUUGACGCUCCAAGAUGACCGGGCCGCGGCAUGGCCUUAUGGCCCGUUUUUGGUGUCAGGCACUGAGAUGAAAAACUCGCAAGGCGACAGCAUCGUUUAUGCCGGCACGAACUGGGAUGGCCAUGGUGAAGUGAUGAUUCCCGAUGGUCUGCAGUACCAAUCAGUCGAGUCUGUUGUGAGCAUGAUCAAGAGCCUGGGAAUGAACGCCAUCCGCCUGACGUAUCCCAUCCAACUGGUCGACCAGAUCUACGACAACGGAGGCAAGGAUACCACAGUGCAGUCGUCUUUCAUCCAAGCCCUUGGACAGACCAACGGUACUAAGGUGUACAGCCAGUUCCUUGCGAAGAACCCAUCCUUCAACACGAACACAACGCGGCUCCAGGUGUUUGACGCGGUGGCGGCCGAACGGCAUUCGUGGUUCGGAGACAGCGACUACAACGUCGCAAACUGGGUGAGGGGCCUGACGUACAUGGCAAACCACGGAAAGUCGUGGACCGCGUUGACAUCGAUAUCGCUGCGCAACGAGCUCCGCUCGCCCGACAACAACGCGACCCUCAAGUCGGAGUCGUACAACUGGCGGGACUGGUACACCUUCAUCAAGCAGGGCUCCAGUGCGAUCAACGCGGCGAACUCCGACAUCCUCAUCUUCCUCUCGGGCUUGGACUUUGAUACCUGGAUCACGCCUAUGGUGCAGGGCACGGCGAUGACACCCGGUACAGCCACGUACAGCGCGGUUGACUUUCCGGGAUACGCCAACAAGCUGGUGCUCGAGAUCCAUAACUACAACAACGACGCGACGAACUGUUCCAGCCUCCAGAGCACCUUGUACCACGACGGGUUCCAGGCCAUGCACCCCGAAGACUCCGAGGCCGUCAACGUGUUACCGGUGCUGCUGACGGAGUUCGGGUUCGAGCAGACGUCGACAGAAUGGCAGCGUACGUAUGCCACGUGCAUCGCGAACUACCUCUCGCAGCAGAAGGCGGGAUGGUUCAUCUGGGUCAUAUCAGGGAGCUACUACAUAAGAUCAGGAACCCAGGACUAUGACGAGACGUGGGGCCUCCUGACGCACGACUGGUCGGCCUGGAGGAGCCAGUCGUACAUUGAUGGAGGUCUGAAGCCAUUGGUUGAGAACACAGCGAAGGGAUAG
This is a messenger RNA of Anthostomella pinea, 1233 nucleotides long. The record is from the annotation of a GenBank genome assembly. NCBI's taxonomy places the organism in Eukaryota, Fungi, Ascomycota, Sordariomycetes, Xylariales, Xylariaceae.